This is a messenger RNA of Cynoglossus semilaevis (tongue sole), 1970 nucleotides long. RefSeq names its product galactosylceramide sulfotransferase-like. The transcript has 3 exons. Gene Ontology annotation, molecular function: galactosylceramide sulfotransferase activity. The record is from RefSeq and is a predicted model, not a curated record. Gene Ontology annotation, cellular component: membrane. Gene Ontology annotation, biological process: myelination; galactosylceramide biosynthetic process. The coding region runs from base 17 to 1333 and encodes 438 amino acids. NCBI's taxonomy places the organism in Eukaryota, Metazoa, Chordata, Actinopteri, Pleuronectiformes, Cynoglossidae.
CUGUGAUACAUUUAUAAUGUUAAUGGGUGUCCAUUGCUCCUCUUUUCUAAAGGUGAUGUUUUUCAUCUCUUCACUGCCGCAGAAACCGUGGCGGUUUAUGACCAGACAUGUCGCCGUGGUUUGCUUCAUCGCCAGUAUGGUUUUGCUGUACUGCCUGUUUACACUGCAGUUCCAUACUGGGCCACCAGACCUCCCUGUGCCUCUCUCCUGUGAUCUACAGCACCGACACGGUGCUCAUCCAGCCACAAACAACUCAGAGGGAGACACGCACAAAUGCUUCCCCAAAAAGGACAUCAUGUUUAUGAAGACCCAUAAAACCGCCAGCAGCACCUUCCUCAACAUCCUCUGCCGAUUUGGAGAGAAGCACAAUCUCAAAUUUGCCUUCCCCGACAGCAGAAAUGACUUCUCCUACCCGUCGUACUUUCACCACACAUAUGUUAAAGGCUUCAAACCCGGAAUGUGUUUCAACAUCAUCUGUAACCACAUGCGCUUCAGUGCAGCGGAGGUGGCCAGAGUGCUGCCCCGAGACUCCGUAUACAUCACGAUCCUGCGAGAUCCCGCAGAGCUGUUUGAGUCGUCUUUUCAUUACUUUGGCCAUUUAAUCCCACUGACCUGGAGGAUACCAGAUGAAGAUAAGAUGGCAGCCUUCCUGCAUNNNCCCGAUCUCUACUUCGGCCCAAAGAGUUUGAACUCCUUUUAUAUCAAGAAUCUGCUCUUUUUCGAUUUAGGACAGGACCACACCUUGGACUCGAAUGAUCCCAGAGUAGAUGAGGCCAUCAGGCUCAUUGCUGAGCGUUUUCAUCUGGUCAUGCUGGUGGAGUAUUUUGAGGAGUCUCUUAUCCUACUUAAGGACACCCUCUGUUGGGAGAUGGCUGACAUCCUUUUCUUCAAGCUCAACGCACGUCAGCAAUCCACUGUGUCUAAACUCAGCCCAGAACUAAGAGAAAAGGCGCUGCAGUGGAACGCCAUUGACUGGAAGCUUUACAAAUAUUUUAACCGGACUUUCUGGGAGAAGGUGGAGGCGUACGGACGAAAGCGAAUGACAAAGGAUGUCAAAGAACUCAAGAGAAGAAACACAGAGCUGCAGCAGAUCUGUAUUGAGGGGGGUCACCCUGUCGCAGCUGAGAACAUCCAUGAAGAGAACAUGCAGCCGUGGCAGCCCAUUGGAGAAAAAUCCAUUAUGGGAUAUAAUUUAAAUAGAAACAUAGACAAAGACUAUCAGGUGUUGUGCCAAAAAAUGUUAACCCCGGAAAUUCAAUAUCUGACAGACUUGGGGGUUAACCUCUGGCUAACUAAGCUGUGGGGACACGUGAGGAAUAUCAUCAACUGGUGAUAUGUGACAAAAUGUUAAAUAAUCUUUUAAGAGUAGGGCACUGUGCUUUAUAUAUAUAUGUGUGUGUGUGUGGGGUGUGUGUGUGUGUGUGUGUGUGUGUAUACAUGGAUUAAAUUUGUUGCAGUCUGGAACAUGUUGUAGCUCAGGAGAGGACAUGAAACCGAUGCCAAUAAAAAUAAUAGCUGUGGUUUAAAAUAUUUAUAUUCCAUUUACUACUAAAACCAAUAUUAAAUCAUUCUGUUCCUCCAUGGUUUCACUUUGAAAACAAGUGGGAAACUGGAUGGCAACGUCAAUAGUAAACAGUCAGCUAUUUGGUAAAACGCAUUCAAAAUUUGUUUUAUUUCCAUACAUAACUGUGCAUAUGUAUGGAAGUCAUCUCAUCUCCUUUAUUACUGUCUAUUCAAACUACAAUCUAGAUUGUACCUUCCUAGUUUGUCAGGUUUUGGUACAAUGUUAAACCUCUAGUGCUUCAUCCUUCAUACAGUUAUUCCAGCCAUCUUUGCUGUGACAUAAUGUCAUUAGUCAUCCUAAAAUAAUUAGCCGUGGCUGUAAUGGAAUCAAUAAAUGUGCAUUUGCUGGAACUGCUUCCUUAUUUUGAUUAUAUGAUUACAGACUAAAUAAAUAAAUUGCACCUUUC